AUGGCCCACCGUCUCGUGCUCAAACACGUGAACGUGUCGUGGGCAAAGUACCUUGAGACCCACGCCAACGCUGAUGCGAAGAUGGCCGAGCUGUUCGAGGCGAUGCACAACGCACGUGACGAAUAUGCAAGCAACCCAGAGAGAUUCUGGCAGACAGUCAAGUCGAAUGUCUCUUGGGCCCUGUUCCUAAACAUCAGCGAGAUCUAUGAUUUAGCUGAGAGUAUGGUCAUUGCGGCGCGCAACUUCCUGGACAUGCUGGAGGAUGAAGGUCGGCCGCGCGCCAUUCCAAGAAAGAAGCUUCCUCAGCUCGUACACGAGUGGGUCGAAUGGCACGACGCGCUUCGUCGUCAGUCGCGAAGUGUCUCCGUGGCGCUGUCGUUUGUACCAGAUCGGUUUCCCCCUGCCGGUCGUAGAAGGCUAUCCAUCUCAACCCUAUACGAGGAUGCAGACGAAGAGUCAGUCGAAGACUCGGACGAAUAUUGUGCCCAUAACAAUGGGAAAUCCCUCUCUCCGGACUCGCCCCAACCAAUUCAAGAGGAAGCAAGUGACACUCUGUGCAACACGGCUAGCCAUACUGAUAAGAGACCAAACGAAGCACAGGUGCCCAUCUCGACGGGUGCUUCUCAGCCCUUCACCAAGGGAUCUGAGACAAAUCCUGUCAUCUCAACAGCUAGAGAAUCUAACGUCCCUGACUAUCGACCACGUGCUUAUUCGAACAGCCACACAUCCGUUACUGCGCCUGGUUCUCCAUUGCCCUCCAGCGUUCGUCUUGCAAGGAUACUCACGGAAGAUCAUCAACAGAUCAUACAGUCCGUAGAAACAGGCUCCCCCACCAAUCCAUUGACGUAUGCCUACCGGGGUAGGGCCGAUUCACUGACAGGUCCUGGCUAUCCUGUAGUGUUGAGAAGACGUCGACUCCCGAGCAGCUAUCCCACUCAGCCUAACUACAACUUGAGAGCUAGAAGAUCGCUUGGUGCUACUACCGGUGGGAAUCGAAUUCAGAAAUCGACUGCCGUAUCCACAGCGGUGCCAAAGAGUGUCGCUCAAAUUGUCUCAUGUGUCGGUGCAGCUGCAAGCGCAGGAGGGCAGACAGAGAGUGCUGCUGACAAUCAAGGGGACAAGCCUUCAGAAUCCCUUGAUGGUGACAUUCCCAGGGCGGUUUUACGCGGUGGUUGGACCACAAGUCUAACACUCAGACCUCGACGACAGAUUACGAGGCCACGCUCUCCGACACGUCGUCAAAAGUGA
Neoarthrinium moseri is the source of this 1248-nucleotide messenger RNA. RefSeq lists its product as uncharacterized. The transcript has 3 exons. Bases 1 to 1248 code for a protein of 415 amino acids. The record is from RefSeq and is a predicted model, not a curated record. Lineage: Eukaryota; Fungi; Ascomycota; Sordariomycetes; Amphisphaeriales; Apiosporaceae.